AUGCCCUCUGCAUCUUUAGUAGUAAAUCUUCUUUCAGUUUUUUUUAUCUCUUUUGUAUUUGGAGAAACAGAAAUAAGAUUUGCUGGACAAACAGAAUUUGUUGUUAAUGAAACAAGUACAACAGUUAUUCGUCUUACCAUUGAAAGGAUAGGAGAGCCAGCAAAUGUUACUGCAAUUGUGUCGUUGUAUGGAGAAGAUACUGGUGACUUUUUUGACACAUAUGCUGCUACUUUUAUACCUGCUGGAGAAACAAAUAGAACAGUGUACAUAGCUGUAUGUGAUGAUGAGUUACCAGAACCUGAUGAAACUUUCAUUUUUCACUUAACAUUGCAGAAACCUUCAACAAACGUGAAGCUUGGAUGGCCAAGGACUGUUACUGUGACAAUAUUAUCAAAUGACAAUGCAUUUGGAAUUAUUUCAUUUAACAUGCCUUCCGCAAUCACAGUGAGUGAGCCCAGGGGCAGAAAUGAGUCUGUGCCUCUUACUCUCAUCAGGGAGAAGGGAACCUAUGGAGUGGUCACUGUGACUUUUGAGGUAGAAGAUGGGCCAAAUCCCCCUGAAGAAGAUUUGAGUCCAGUUAAAGGAAAUAUCACCUUUCUCCCUGGCAGAGCAACAGUACUUUAUAACUUGACAGUACUUGAUGAUGAGGUACCAGAAAAUGAUGAAAUAUUUUUGAUUCAACUGAAAAGUGUGGAAGGGGGAGCUGAGAUCAACACCUCUAGGAAUUCAGUUGAGAUCAUCAUUAAGAAAAACGAUAGUCCCGUGAGAUUCAUUCAGAGUGUUUAUUUGGUCCCCGAGGAAGACCACAUACUCAUAAUUCCAGUGGUUCGUGGAAAGGACAACAAUGGAAAUCUGAUUGGAUCUGAUGAAUAUGAAGUUUCCAUCAGUUAUACUGUUGUGACUGGGAAUUCCACAGCACAUGCCCAACAAAACUUGGACUUCAUUGAUCUUCAGCCAAACACAACUAUUGUUUUUCCACCUUUCAUUCGUGAAUCUCACCUUAAAUUUCAAAUAGUUGAUGACACCAUACCAGAAAUUGCUGAAUCAUUUCACAUCAUGUUACUAAAAGAUACCUUACAGGGAGAUGCCGUGCUAGUAAGCCCUUCUACUGUACAAGUCACCAUUAAGCCAAAUGACAAACCCUAUGGAGUCCUCUCAUUCAACAGUAUCUUGUUUGAAAGGACAGUUAUAAUUGAUGAAGACACAGUAUCAAGAUUUGAAGAAAUUACAGUGGUUAGAAAUGGCGGCACCCAUGGGAAUGUCUCUGUGAACUGGGUGUUGACACGGAACAACAGUGAUCCCUCACCAGUAACAGCAGAUAUCAGACCAAGUUCUGGAGUUCUGCAUUUUUCACAAGGGCAGAUGUUGGCACCAAUUCCUCUCACUGUCAUUAAUGAUGAUAUUCCAGAGGAGGCAGAAGCUUAUCUACUUCAACUUUUGCCUCAUACGAUACGAGGAGGUGCAGAAGUGAGUGAACCAGCAGAGCUUUUGUUCUACAUUCAGGAUAGUGAUGAUGUUUAUGGCCUAAUAACAUUUUUUCCUAUGGAAAACCAGAAGAUUGAAAGCAGCCCAGGUGAACGAUAUUUAUCCUUGAGUUUUGCAAGACUAGGAGGAACUAAAGGAGACGUGAGGAUGCUUUAUUCCGCACUUUAUAUUCCUACUGGAGCUCUGGACCCAUUGCGAGCAAAAGAUGGCAUCUUAAAUAUAUCCAGGAGAAAUGGCCUCAUUUUGCCAGAACAAAAAACUCAAGUCACUACAAAAUUACCAAUAAGAAAUGAUGCAUUUCUUCAAAAUGGAGCCCACUUUUUAGUACAGUUGGAAUCUGUGAAGUUGGUGAACAUAAUUCCCCCAAUCCCACCCAUAAGUCCUAGAUUUGGGGAAAUCCGAAAUAUUUCAUUACUGGUUACUCCAGCCAUUGCAAAUGGGGAAAUUGGCUUUCUUAGCAAUCUUCCAAUCAUUUUGCAUGAACCAGAAGAUUCUGCUGCUGAAGUGGUUUACAUUCCCUUACAUCGGGAUGGAACUGAUGGCCAGGCUACUGUCUACUGGAGUUUGAAGCCCUCUGGCUUUAAUUCAGAAGCAGUGACCCUGGAUGAUAUAGGUCCCUUUAAUGGCUCUGUUUUGUUUUUAUCUGGGCAAAGUGACACAACAAUCAACAUUACUGUCAAAGGUGAUGACAUACCGGAAAUGAAUGAAACUGUAAUGCUUUCUCUAGACAGGGUUAAUGUGGAAAAUCAAGUGCUGAAAUCUGGAUAUACUAGUCGUGACCUAAUUAUUUUAGAAAAUGAUGAUCCCGGGGGAGUUUUUCAAUUUUCUCCUGCUUCCAGAGGACCCUAUGUUAUAAAAGAAGGAGAAUCUGUAGAGCUUCACAUCAUCCGAUCCAGGGGGGCUCUUGUUAAGCAGUUUCUACACUACCGAGUAGAGCCAAGAGAUAGCAAUGAAUUUUACGGAAACACGGGAGUACUGGAAUUUAAACCUGGAGAAAGGGAGAUAGUGAUCACCUUGCUAGCAAGAUUGGAUGGGAUACCAGAGUUGGAUGAACACUAUUGGGUGGUCCUCAGCAGCCAUGGUGAACGGGAAAGCAAGUUGGGAAGUGUUACAGUUGUCAACAUAACAAUUCUAAAAAAUGAUGAUCCUCAUGGGAUUAUAGAAUUUGUUUCUGAUGAUCUAAUUCUGGUGAUAAAUGAAAGCAAAGGAGAUGAUAUCUAUAGUGCUGUUUAUGGUGUAAUAAGAAAUCGCGGCAACUUUGGUGAUGUUAGUGUAUCAUGGGUGGUUAGUCCAGACUUUACACAAGAUGUAUUUCCUGUGCAAGGGACUAUUUUCUUUGGAGAUCAGGAAUUUUCAAAAAAUAUCACCAUUUACUCCCUUCCAGAUGAGAUUCCAGAGGAAAUGGAAGAAUUUACCAUUAUCUUACUUAAUGCCACUGGAGGAGCAGAAGUGGGAAACAAAACAACUGCAAUUCUGAGGAUUAGAAGAAACGAUGACCCCAUUUAUUUUGCAGAACCUCGAGUAGUGACAGUUCAAGAGGGUGAGACUGCUAACUUUACAGUUCUCAGAAAUGGAUCUGUUGAUGUUACCUGCACCGUCCAAUAUGCUACCUUGGAUGGGAAGGCUACUGCAAGAGACGGAGACUUUGUUCCUGUUGAAAAAGGAGAAACACUUGUUUUUGAGGUUGGAAGUAGAGAGAAGAGCGUAUCUGUAUUUGUUAUUGAAGAUGGUAUCCCAGAAACAGAUGAGCCCUUUUAUAUAAUUCUCUUUAAUUCAACAGGUGAUACAGUGAAAUACUUGCAAUUCUGGUUUCUAACUCAUUAUAAAUUUUCUAUUACAGGUGGAUCUCCGGGUCCUGGAGGCCAACUAACAGAAACCAACCUCCAGGUGACAGUAAUGAUUCCAUUCAAUGAUGAUCCAUUUGGAGUUUUCAUCUUGGAUCCAGAGUGUUUAGAGAGAGAAGUGGCAGAAGAUGUCCUCUCAGAAGAUGAUAUGUCUUAUAUUACUAAUUUCACCAUUUUGAGGCAACAAGGUGUCUUUGGGGAUGUACGAGUAGGCUGGGAAAUACUAUCCAGUGAGUUCACUUCUGGUUUGCCACCAAUGACAGAUUUUUUACUGGUUGGAAUUUUCCCCAGCACUGUGCAUUUACAGCCACACAUGCGACAUCACCAUAGCGGAACUGAUGCUUUGUAUUUCACCGGAGUAGAGGGUGCAUUUGGGACUGUUAAUCCAAAAUACCACACCUCGAGGAAUAACACAAUUGCCAACUUUACAUUCUCAGCUUGGGUAAUGCCUAAUGCCAAUACGAAUGGAUUUGUUAUAGCAAAGGAUGAUGGUAAUGGAAGCAUCUACUAUGGGAUAAAAAUUCAAACAAAUGAGUCCCACGUGACACUUUCCCUUCAUUAUAAAACUUUGGGUUCCGAUGCUACGUACAUUGCCAAGACAACAGUCAUGAAAUAUUUAGAAGAAAGUGUUUGGCUUCAUCUACUAAUUAUCCUGGAUGAUGGUAUAAUUGAAUUCUACCUGGAUGGAAAUGAAAUGCCCAAAGGAAUCAAGAGUCUGAAAGGAGAAGCCAUUACUGAUGGUCCUGGAACACUGCGAAUCGGGGCAGGAGUAAAUGGCAAUGACAGAUUUACAGGUCUGAUGCAGGAUGUGAGGUCCUAUGAGAGGAGACUGACCAUUGAAGAAAUUUAUGAACUUCAUGCCAUGCCUGCAAAGAGUGAUUUACACCCCAUUUCUGGAUAUCUGGAGUUCAGACAGGGAGAAACCAACAAAUCAUUCAUUGUUUCUGCAAGAGAUGACAAUGAAGAGGAAGGAGAAGAAUUAUUUAUUCUAAAACUAGUCUCUGUAUAUGGAGGAGCCCGUAUUUCUGAAGAAAACACUACAGCAAGAUUAGUAAUACAAAAAAGUGACAAUGCCAAUGGCCUGUUUGGUUUCACAGGAGCUUGUAUACCAGAGAUUGCAGAGGAGGGAUCCACCGUUUCUUGUGUGGUGGAGAGAACCAGAGGAGCUCUGGAUUAUGUGCACGUUUUUUACACCAUCUCACAGAUAGAAUCUGACGGCAUUAAUUACCUUGUUGAUGAUUUUGCUAAUGCCAGUGGAACUAUCACAUUUCUUCCUUGGCAGAGAUCAGAGGUCCUAAAUCUGUAUGUUCUUGAUGAUGAUAUUCCUGAACUUAAUGAGUAUUUCCGUGUGACAUUGGUUUCUGCAAUUCCUGGAGAUGGGAAGCUAGGUUCAACUCCAACAAGUGGCGCAAGCAUAGAUCCUGAAAAGGAAACAACAGAUAUCACUAUCAAAGCUAGUGAUCAUCCAUAUGGCUUGCUGCAGUUCUCCACAGGGCUGCCUCCUCAGCCCGAGGACACAAUGACUCUGCCCACAAGCAGCGUUCCACACAUCACUGUGCAGGAGGAAGAUGGAGAAGUCAGGUUAUUGAUUGUCCGUGCACAAGGACUCCUGGGGAGGGUGACUGCACAAUUUAGAACAGUGUCUCUGUCAGCAUUCAGUCCUGAGGACUACCAGAGUGUUGCUGGCACAUUAGAAUUUCAACCAGGAGAAAGAUAUAAAUAUAUUUCUGUCAACAUCACUGACAAUUCUAUCCCUGAACUGGAAAAAUCUUUUAAAGUUGAGUUGUUAAACUUAGAAGGAGGAGUAGCUGAGCUCUUUAGGUUUGAUGGCAGUGGUAGUGGUGAUGGGGACAUGGAAUUCUUCCUUCCAGCUAUUCACAAACGUGCCAGUCUAGGAGUGGCUUCUCAGAUUCUAGUGACAAUUGCAGCCUCUGACCAUGCUCAUGGAGUAUUCGAAUUUAGCCCUGAGUCACUCUUUGUCAGUGGAACUGAACCAGAAGAUGGAUACAGCACUGUUAUAAUCAAUGUUAUGAGAUGUCAUGGAGCUCUAUCUCAAGUGACUUUGUAUUGGAACAUAGACUCCGAUCCUGAUGGUGAUCUCGCCUUUACCUCUGGCAACAUCACAUUUGAGAUUGGGCAGACGAGUGCCAACAUCACCGUGGAAAUAUUGCCUGACGAAGAUCCAGAACUGGAUAAGACAUUCUCUGUGUCAAUCCUCCUUGUCUCCCGUGGUUCUUUGGGAGUUCAUACUAAUGCCACAUUAACAGUUUUGGCUAGUGAUGAUCCUUAUGGGAUAUUCAUCUUUUCUGAGAAAAACAGACCUAUUCAAGUUGAGGAAGCAACCCAGAAUGUCACACUGUCAAUAAUAAGAUUGAAAGGCCUCAUGGGAAAAGUCAUAGUCUCAUAUGCAACUUUAGAUGACAUGGAAAAACCACCUUAUUUUCCACCUAAUUUAGCCAGAGCAACUCAAGGAAAAGACUAUAUAUCAGCUUCUGGAUUUGCUGUUUUUGGAGCUAAUCAGAGUGAGGCAACAAUCGCUAUUUCAAUUUUGGAUGACGAUGAACCAGAAAGGUCAGAGUCUGUGUUUAUUGAACUACUCAACUCCACUUUAAUAGAGAAAGUUCAGGAUCGCCCAGUUCCAAAUUCUCCACGUCUAGGGCCUAAGAUAGAAACUAUUGCCCAUCUAAUUAUCUUUGCCAAUGAUGAUGCAUUUGGAACUCUUCAGCUCUCAGCACCAAUUGUUCGAGUGGCAGAAAAUCAUGUUGGACCCAUUAUCAAUGUGACUAGAACAGGAGGAGCAUUUGCAGAUGUUUCUGUGAAGUUUAAAGCCGUGCCAGUAACUGCAAUAGCUGGUGAAGAUUACAGUAUAGCUUCAUCAGAUGUGGUCUUGCUAGAAGGGGAAACCAGUAAAGCUGUGCCAAUAUAUAUCAUUAAUGACAUCUACCCUGAGCUGGAAGAAUCUUUUCUUGUGCAACUGCUGAAUGAAACAACAGGAGGAGCCAAACUAGGGGCUUUAACAGAGGCAGUCAUUAUUAUUGAGGCCUCUGAUGACCCCUACGGAUUAUUUGGUUUUCAGAUUACUAAACUUAUUGUAGAGGAACCUGAGUUUAACUCAGUGAGGGUAAACCUGCCAAUAAUUCGAAAUUCUGGGACACUCGGCAAUGUUACUGUUCAGUGGGUUGCCACCAUUAAUGGACAGCUUGCUACUGGCGACCUGCGAGUUGUCUCAGGUAAUGUGACCUUUGCCCCUGGGGAAACCAUUCAAACCUUGUUGUUAGAGGUCCUGGCUGACGACGUUCCGGAGAUUGAAGAGGUUAUCCAAGUGCAACUAACUGAUGCCUCUGAUGGAGGUACUAUUGGGUUAGAUCGAGUGGCAAAUAUUAUUAUUCCUGCCAAUGAUAAUCCUUAUGGUACAGUGGCCUUUGUUCAGACGGUUUAUCGAGUUCAAGAGCCUAUGGAAGGAAGUUCCUGUGCUAACAUAACUGUCAGGAGAAGCGGAGGGCUGUUUGGUCGGCUGUUGUUGUUCUACAAUACUUCCGAUAUCGAUGUAGUGGCUCUUGCAAUCGAGGAGGGUCAAGAUUUACUGUCCUACUAUGAAUCGCCAGUACAAGGGGUGCCUGACCCACUCUGGAGAAUGUGGGUGAAUGUCUCUGCAGUGGGGGAACCCCAGUACACCUGUGCCACUUUGUGCCUCAAAGAACAUGCUUGCUCAGCAUUUUCAUUUUCCAGUGCUUCUGAGGGUCCCCAGUGUUUUUGGAUGACAUCGUGGAGCAGCCCAGAUGUCAACACUUCAAACUUCUGGACCUACAGGAAAAACAUGACCAGGGUAGCAUCUCUUUUUAGCAGUCAGGCUGUGGCUGGGAGUGACUACGAGCCUGUGACAAGGCAAUGGACCAUAAUGCUGGAAGGUGAUGAAUUUGCAAAUCUCACAGUUUCUAUUCUUCCUGAUGAUUUCCCAGAGAUGGAUGAGAGUUUCCUAAUUUCUCUCCUUGAAGUUCACCUCAUGAACAUCACAGCCAGUUUUCAAAAUCAGCCAACCAUAGGACAGCCAAAUACUUCUACAGUUGUCAUAGCACUAAAUGGUGAUGCCUUUGGAGUGUUUGUGAUCUACAGUAUUAGUCCCAAUACCUCAGAAGAUGGCUUAUUUGUUGAAGUUCCAGAGCAGCCCCAAACCCUGGUGGAGCUGGUGAUUCACAGGACAGGGGGCAGCUUAGGUCAGGUGACAGUUGAAUGGCGUGUUGUUGGUGGAACAGCUACUGAAGGUUUAGAUUUUAUAGGUGCUGGAGACAUUCUGACUUUUGCUGAAGGUGAAACCAAAAAGACAGCCAUUUUAACCAUCUUGGAUGAUUUUGAACCAGAGGAUGAUGAAAGCAUCAUAGUUAGUUUGAUAUACACCGAAGGUGGAAGCAGAAUUUUGCCCAGCUCUGACACUGUUAGAGUGAACAUUUUGGCCAAUGACAAUGUGGCAGGAAUUGUUAGCUUUCAAACAGCUUCCAGGUCUGUCAUAGGUCAUGAAGGAGAAAUUUUGCAAUUCUAUGUGAUAAGAACACCCCCUGGUCGAGGAAAUGUUACAGUUAACUGGAAAAUUAUUGGGCAAAAUCUAGAACUCAAUUUUGCUAACUUUAGUGGACAACUCUUCUUUCCUGAGGGAUCAUUGAAUAGAACAAUAUUUGUGCAUUUGUUGGAUGACAACAUUCCCGAGGAGAAAGAAGUAUACCAAGUCAUUCUGUAUAAUAUCAUGACACAAGUUUUGCAGGAUGAUGUACCAGAGCUGGAAGAAUAUUUCCUGGUGAAUUUAACUUAUGUUGAACUUAUCAUGGCUCCUUUAACUUCAUUUCCUCCCAGAUUAGAUUCAGAAGGCUUGACUGCGCAAAUUAUUAUUGAUGCCAAUGAUGGCGCCCAAGGUAUGAUCGAAUGGCAACAUAGCAGGUUUGAAGUAAAUGAAUCUCACGGAAGUUUAGCAUUGGUAGCCCAGAGGAGCAGACAGGCUCUUGGCCAUGUUUCCUUGUUUGUGUAUGCUCAGAAUUUGGAAGCACAAGUGGGGCUGGAUUACAUCUUCACUCCAAUGAUUCUUCAUUUUGCUGAUGGAGAAAAGCAUAAAAAUGUUGACAUCAUGAUUCUUGAUGAUGACAUUCCAGAAGGAGAUGAAAAAUUUCAGCUGAUUUUAACAAAUCCUUCCCCUGGACUGGAGCUGGGGGAAAAUACAAUAGGUAAUUGUGAAUCCCGGACUAGAGCCCUACAUAUAUCUGCCAUAUUAGACACGGAACCAGAAAUGGAUGAGCAUUUUGUUUGCACCUUGUUUAAUCCAACUGGAGGUGCUAGACUAGGGGCGCAUGUUCAAACUCUGAUUACAGUUUUGCAAAACCAGGCCCCUUUGGGGCUAUUCAGUAUCUCUGCAGUUGAAAAUAGAGCCACCUCCGUAGACAUCGAAGAAUCCAACAGGACUGUGUAUUUAAAUGUAUCACGCACUAAUGGCAUUGAUUUGGCUGUGAGUGUGCAGUGGGAAACAGUCUCUGAAACAGCCUUUGGCAUGAAGGGAAUGGAUCUUGUGUUUUCCAUAUUUCAAACUUUUUUGGAUGAAUCAGCUUCUGGCUGGUGUUUUUUUACUUCGGAUAAUUCAACAUAUGGUAUAAUGUUAAGAAAAUCGUCUUUUACUGUUUACCGAUGGCAAGGGAUUUUUAUUCCAGUUGAGGAUUUAAAUAUAGAAAAUCCUGAAACUUGUGAGGCCUUUAAUAUUGGUCUUUCUCCCUACUUUGUGAUUACUCACACAGAAAGAGAAGAAAAGCCUUCUGUUAACAGUGUAUAUACAUUCACAUCUGGAUUUAAAUUAUUCCUGGUACAAACAAUCAUUAUUUUGGAAAGUUCUCAAGUAAGAUAUUUUACUUCAGACAGUCAAGAUUAUUUAAUUAUUGCAAGUCAAAGAGAUGACUCUGAAUUAACUCAGAUACAAUUUGACUUUUAUUCUAUUAUUGUAGGCGAUCAGAAUUCAGUUGAUAUUUUCAUCUGGGAGACAGGACGGUCUUCUUUCAGAUAUUUUCAAUCCUUGGAUUUUACUUCUGUUGACAGGAUUCACUCUUUCACACCAGCCUCGGGAAUAGUUCACAUGCUUCUCAUUGGCCAAGAUAUGUCUGCUCUUUAUUGCUGGAAUUCGGAACUGAAUCAAUUCUCUUUUGUUCUGGAAGCACCUUCUGCUUACGAUGCAGCUUCUGUUACAGUAAAGUCCCUUAAUUCAAGCAAGAAUUUAAUUGCUCUAGUGGGAACUACCUACUCGCAUAUAUAUGAGCUAGUCUACAUCUCCAGCCAGUCUGACUUUAUUCCUAGUUCAGGUGAGCUGAUAUUUGAACCUGGUGACAAAGAAGCUACAAUAGUGGUAAAUAUCCUUGAUGAUAUAGUUCCAGAGGAAGAAGAAUCCUUCAAAGUUCAGCUUAAAAAUCCCAAAGGAGGAGCAGAGAUUGGUAUUAAUGGUUCUGUAACAAUAACUAUUCUGUCUAAUGAUGAUGCCUAUGGAGUUGUUGCCUUUGCUCAGAACUCAUUAUAUAAGCAAGUGGAAGAAAUGGAGCAAGAUAGCCUAGUAACCUUGAAUGUUGAGCGCUUAAAAGGAACAUAUGGUCGUAUAACCGUAGCGUGGGAAGCUGAUGGAAGUAUUAGUGAUGUAUUUCCUACCUCAGGAGUGAACAUCACCAUUCUUCAGUUACAAGUAGUUCGAGAUAAAGGACUGCUUGGGGACAUUGCCAUUCACUUGAUAGCUAAACCCAAUUUCUCACUGCAUGUCCAUAAUCAAGCUACUGAGAGUGAAGAUUAUGUGCUGCAAGAAACAAUAAUAAUAAUGAAAGAAAACAUAAAAGAAGCUCAUGUUAAAGUUGCCAUUUUGCCGGUUACUGCAGUGAUAGAAAUCACCAUAAUCGAUGAUGCUGAAUUUGAACUCCUGGAGACAUUCAAUAUUUCCUUAGUCAGUGUGGCUGGAGGUGGCAGACUCGGUGAUGAUGUUGUGGUGACUGUUGUUGUUCCACAAAAUGAUUCUCCAUUUGGAGUAUUUGGAUUUGAAAAAAAGAAUGUAAUAGUUGAUGAAUCCCUUUUGUCUGAUGACCCUGAUUCUCAUGUGACAUUGACAGUUGUCCGGUCUCCAGGAGGAAAAGGAGCUGUUCGACUUCAGUGGGCUGUAGAUGAGAAGGCUAAACAUCAACUCAGUCCUCUGAAUGGGACACUUCAUUUUGAUGAGAGGCUCAGAAUGGAUAUAAAGAGGGAAGAGCAGAUAACAGUGGGAAUGCAAUGGCUCUGUGUUGAGUGGCAGCCAGUUAUUCCUGGUCAGUGCAUUCUCUGGAGAUCAGAGAAGUCAGGAAGUGGGUCGCACCCCCUCUAUGGUUCUCCCUGUUAUUUAGGUUCAUGGUGUGGAAUGGGUAGCGCAUCAAUAAUCAUUCGAGGAGACAAGGGAGCGUCAGGAGAAGUUGGGAUAGCUCCAUCAUCUAGGCAUGUCCUCAUUGGGGAACCCUCAGCAAAAUAUAAUGGUACUGCUAUCAUCAGCCUUGUUCGUGGCCCAGGGAUUUUGGGGGAGGUCACAGUGUUGUGGGGGAUAUUCCCUCCUUCCGUGGGGGAAUUUGCGGAAACAUCAGGAAAACUGACAAUGCGAGAUGGACAGUCUGCAGCCAUUGUAGUAAUACAGGCUUUGAAUGAUGAUAUUCCCGAGGAAAAGUGUUUCUAUGCGUUUCAGCUGACCGCAGUCAGCGAGGGAGGAGUUCUGAGUGAGUCCAGCAGUGCCAACAUCACGAUGGUGGCCAGUGAUUCUCCCUAUGGCCGAUUUGCCUUUGCACAUGAGCAAAUUCGAGUGGCAGAAGAAGCACAGAGGGUUAACAUCACAAUCAUCCGUUCCGGUGGCUAUUUUGGCCUGGUGAGACUGUGGUAUGAGACUGUGAGCGGAACAGCGGAAGCAGGCUUGGAUUUUGUUUCUGCAGCCGGGGAGCUCCUCUUUGAAGCAGGAGAGAUGGGGAAGAGUCUGCACGUUGAAAUCCUUAAUGAUGACAGUCCUGAAGGCCCUGAGGAAUUUUCUGUCGCAAUUACAAAGGUGGAACUCCAGGGAAGAGGGUAUGAUUUUACCAUCCGAGAAAAUGGACUUCAGAUAGAUCAACCUCCUGAAAUAGGGAACAUCUCCAUUGUUCGAAUUGUAAUAACGAAAAAUGAUAAUGCAGAGGGCAUCAUUGAAUUUGACCCCAAGUAUACUGCCUUCGAAGUGGAGGAAGACGUUGGGAUGAUUAUGAUUCCAGUGGUGAGGCUGCACGGAACUUAUGGCCACGUGACAGCUGAUUUCAUCUCUCAGAGCUCCUCUGCCCUUCCAGGAGGUGUCGAUUAUAUACUACAUGGCAGUUCAGUCACCUUUCAGCAUGGACAGAGCUUAAGUUUUAUAAAUAUCUCUAUCGUUGAUGACAAUGAAAGUGAAUUUGAGGAGCCCAUUGAAAUUCUGCUCACUGGCGCUACUGGAGGAGCGGUCCUUGGGCGCCACCUAGUGAGCAUAAUCACGAUUGCCAAGAAUGACUCUCCUUUUGGCGUUGUAAGAUUUCUCAAUCAAAGCAAAAUUUCUGUCCCUAACCCCAAUUCCACAUUGAUUUUAUCUUUGAUGCUGGAGCGGACCGGAGGACUCCUGGGAGACAUUCAGGUGAACUGGGAGAUAGUAGGACCCAAUUCUCAGGAAGCCUUACCACCACAGAACAGAGACAUUGCAGACCCAGUGAGCGGGUUCUUCUACUUUGGAGAAGGAGAAGGUGGAGUGAGAACUAUAAUUCUGACAAUCUAUCCUCAUGAAGAAAUUGAAGUGGAAGAAACUUUCAUUAUUAAACUUAAACUUGCAAAAGGAGAAGCUAAAUUAGACUCCAGAGCUAAAGAUGUUACAUUGACAAUACAAAAGUUUGGUGAUCCAAAUGGAGUUGUUUACUGGGAAUUAAAUAGUGAGUUUGAUGUUACUGAUGACUUUUCCUCCACAACUGGAUUUUUCACCAUUGCUGAUGGAGAGAGUGAAGCUAGCUUUGACGUCCAUUUGCUACCAGAUGAUAUGCCCGAGGUAGAGGAAGAUUAUUUCAUCCAGCUUGUGUCUGUAGAGGGAGGAGCAGAACUAGAUCCGGAGAAAUGCAUCGCGUGGUUCUCUGUUUAUGCAAAUGAUGACCCACAUGGAGUAUUCGCCCUGUAUUCAGAUCACCAGUCAAUACUUAUUGGACAGAACCUAAUUAGGUCCAUACAAAUUAACAUAACCCGGCUUGCUGGAACGUUUGGAGAUGUGGCUGUUGGAUUUCGAAUAUCGUCUGAUCAUGAAGAGCAGCCGAUUGUUGCUGAAAAUGCGGCGAGACAGCUGGUGAUCAAAGACGGUGCCAGAUAUAAAGUGGACACAGUGCCAAUAAAGAAUCAGGUCUUCCUGUCACUGGGCUCCAAUUUCACCUUGCAACUAGUGACUGUGAUGCUUGUUGGUGGACGUUUCUAUGGAAUGCCGACAAUUCUCCAGGAAGCAAAAUCCACGGUGCUUCCUGUCCCUGAGAAAGCUGCCAAUUCUCAGGUUGGAUUUGAAUCCACUGCUUUUCAACUCACGGACAUCACUGCUGGCACAAGCCAAGUCAUCGUCUCUAGGAGAGGCACGUAUGGGUCUCUCUCGGUUGCCUGGACUACUGGAUAUGCUCCUGGGUUAGAAAUCCCUGAAUUCAUUGUUGUUGGCAACAUGACGCCAACAUUGGGGAGCCUUUCAUUCUUCCAUGGUGAACAAAGGAAAGAAGUUUUACUGCGGACAUUUCCCACCCCUGGUCUGCCAGAGGCCUUCGUUAUUCACCUUUCAGGAGUGCAGAGCAGUGCUCCUGGUGGAGCUCAACUUCGAUCGGGUUUCACCGUUGCUGAAAUUGAACCAAUGGGAGUCUUCCAAUUUUCCCCUAGUUCAAGAAAUAUCAUCGUGUCAGAGGAUACACAGAUGAUCAAAUUACAUGUGCAAAGACUGUUUGGGUUCCACAGCGAUCUUAUCAGAGUUUCCUAUCAGACAACUGCAGGCAGCGCUGAGCCCCUGGAAGACUUUGAGCCUGUUCAGAAUGGGGAACUUUAUUUUCAGAAAUUCCAGGCUGAAGUUGAUUUCGAAAUAAUCAUUAUUAAUGAUCACCUUCCUGAGACAGAAGAAAUUUUCUACAUUAACCUCACUUCAGUAGAAAGUAGAGGAUUGCAAAAGCUUGAUGCUAAUUGGAGACCACGCCUGAAUCUAGAUUUCAGUGUUGCGGUGAUCAAAAUAUCGGAUAAUGAUGACCUGGCAGGAAAGGAUGUUUCUUACCCCACGACAACUGUGGACGUAGCAGUUGACACAACUCUCAUUUCUGUAGAAACCGACUCCACCGCACACCCUGGCACAAGCAAGACAACUGCCUUUCCACAGCCAACUGAAAUGGUUACCACUGUCGCCGAGGCAGCUGGUAUAUCUGCUGUCCCUGAGAAACUCGUCACCCUUCAUGGUACACCUGCCACGUCUGAAAAGCCUGAUGUGGCCACUGUAACUGCCAAUGUUUCCGUUCAUGGAACGUUUAGUCUCGGGCCACCUAUCGUUUAUGUUGAAGAGGAGAGGAAGAAUGGCGCAUUCAGUACAGCAGAAGUUCUUAUCCGAAGAACUGGCGGGUUGACUGGCAAUGUCAGUGUCACAGUUAAAACUUUUGGUGAAAGAUGUGCUCAGAAGGAACCAAAUGCAUCGCUCUUCCCUGAUACCUAUGGAAUUUCCAACCUAACGUGGGCAGUUGAAGAAGAAGACUUUGAAGAACAAACUCUUAUCCUCACAUUUCUAGAUGGAGAAAGAGAACAGAGAGUAUCGGUUCAAAUUUUGGAUGAUGACGAGCCUGAGGGGCAGGAAUUCUUCUACAUGUUUCUCACAGACCCUCGAGGGGGAGCACAGGUUGUGAAGGGAAAGGAUGACACUGGAUUUGCAGCUUUUGCCACGGUCAUUAUUGCAGGGAGCGAUCUUCACAAUGGCAUCAUAGGAUUUAGUGAGGAGUCCCAGAGUGGACUAGAACUCUGGGAGGGAGCUGAGAUGAGAAGACUGCGUCUUGCUGUCACAAGGCAGCCCAACAGGGCCUUUGAAGAUGUCAAGGUCUUUUGGCGAGUCACACUUAAUGAAACAGCUACCGUGCUCCAGAAAGAUGGGGUAAACCUGAUGGAUGAACUCCUGUCUGUGUCAGGUGCCACGACAUGUACAACGGGUCAAACAAAAUGCUUUAUCAGCAUCGAACUCAAACCAGAGAAGAUACCUCACGUUGAAAUACCUUUUUUUGUGGAACUAUAUGAAGUAACUUCUGGAGCAGCAAUAAACAGUAGUGCCAGAUUUGCACAGAUUAAAAUCUUGCAGCGUGAUGAACCUCGAAGCCUCAUGUAUUUCUCUGUGGGUUCUCGGCUGGCAGUGGCUCACAAGAAGGCCACUUUAAUCAGUUUGGAGGUGGCCAGAGAUUCUGGGACAGGACUAAUGAUGUCUGUUAACUUUAGUACCCAGGAGUUGAGGAGUGCUGAAACAAUUGGUCGUACUCUUGUAUCUCCAGCUAUUUCUGGGAAGGAUUUUGUGAGAACUGAAGGCACAUUGGUCUUUGAACCUGGCCAAAGAAACGCUGUAUUAGAUGUCGUCCUGACACCAGAGACAGGAUCUUUAAAUCCAUUUCCUAAACGCUUCCAGAUUGUGCUUUUUGACCCAAAAGGUGGUGCCGGAAUUGAUAAAGUAUAUGGGACUGCCAACAUCACCCUUGUCUCUGACGCAGAGUCGCAGGCCGUUUGGGGGCUUGCGGAUCAGCUGCACCAGCCCCUGGACGACGACAUUCUCAACAGGGUGCUCCACAACAUCAACAUGAAAGUGGCCACGGAGAACACAGACGAACAACUCAGUGCCGUGAUGCACUUAGUAGAAAAGCAGACCUUUGCUCUUUUCUGUUGUAGAAGCAAAACCAUCCUUGACAGUUGCCCGUAUUUGUCAAUAUUGGCUCUUCACUGGUAUCCUCAGCAAAUCAACGGGCACAAGUUUGAAGGAAAGGAAGGAGAUUAUAUUCGAGUUCCAGAGAGAUUAUUGGAUGUCCCAGAUGCAGAAAUAAUGGCUGAGAAAAGUACAUGUAAAUUAGUCCAGUUCACAGAGUAUAGCAGCCAGCAGUGGUUUAUAACUGGAAACAGUCUUCCUGCACUGAAAAAUAAGGUAUUAUCUUUGAGUGUGAAAGGUCAGAGUUCACAACUCCUGACUAACAACAAUGAGGUUCGCUACAGGAUUUAUUCUACCGAGUCUAGAAUUAUUCCUCAGACGUCUCUGUGUCUCCUUUGGAAUCAGGCUGCUGCAAGCUGGCUGUCUGACAGUCAAUUUUGCAAAGUGGUCGAGGACACUUCAGACUAUGUGGAAUGUGCCUGUUCACACAUGUCUGUGUACGCUGUCUAUGCCCAGACUGACAACUUGUCUUCAUACAAUGAAGCCUUUUUCUCUUCUGGAUUUAUGUGUAUCUCAGGUCUUUGCUUGGCUGUACUUUCCCACAUCUUCUGUGCCAGGUACUCCAUGUUUGCAGCUAAACUUCUGACUCACAUGAUGGCAGCCAGCUUAGGUACACAGAUUGUGUUUCUGGCGUCUGCAUAUGUAAGUCCUCAACUUGCUGAGGAGAGCUGUUCAGCCGUGGCUGCUGUUACACAUUACCUGUAUCUAUGCCAGUUUAGCUGGAUGCUCAUUCAGUCUGUGAAUUUCUGGUACGUGCUGGUGAUGAAUGAUGAACACACAGAGAGGAGAUAUCUGCUGUUUUUCCUUCUGAGUUGGGGACUUCCAGCUUUUGUGGUGAUUCUCCUCAUAGUUAUUUUGAGAGGAAUCUAUCAUCAGAGCAUGCCACAGAUAUAUGGACUCAUUCACGGUGACCUAUGCUUUAUCCCAAACAUCUAUGCAGCUUUGUUCACUGCAGCUCUUGUUCCCUUGAUGUGCCUCGUGGUGGUGUUUGUGGUGUUCAUCCACGCCUACCAGGUGAAGCCACAGUGGAAAGCCUAUGACGACGUCUUCAGAGGAAGAACAAAUGCUGCAGAAAUUCCACUGAUUUUAUAUCUCUUUGCCCUGAUUUCCAUGACAUGGCUUUGGGGAGGACUGCACAUGGCAUACAGACACUUCUGGAUGUUGGUUCUCUUUGUCAUUUUCAACAGUCUGCAGGGACUUUACGUUUUUGUGGUUUAUUUCAUCUUACACAACCAGAUGUGUUGCCCUAUGAAGGCCAGCUACACGGUGGAAGUGAAUGGGCAUCCAGGACCCAGUACAGCCUUUUUCACGCCCGGGAGUGGAAUGCCUCCUGCUGGAGGGGAAAUCAGCAAGUCCACCCAGAAUCUUAUCAGUGCUAUGGAGGAGGUACCACCUGACUGGGAGAGAGCAUCCUUCCAACAAGCCAGUCAGGCCAGCCCUGAUUUGAAGCCAAGUCCACAAAAUGGCGCCACAUUCCCUUCCUCUGGUGGAUACGGCCAAGGGUCGCUGAUAGCUGAUGAGGAGUCCCAGGAGUUUGAUGACUUGAUAUUUGCAUUAAAAACUGGUGCUGGUCUCAGUAUCAGUGACAAUGAAUCUGGCCAAGGCAGCCAGGAGGGAGGCACCUUGACCGACUCCCAGAUCGUAGAGCUCCGGAGGAUACCCAUCGCCGACACCCACCUCUAGUGCCCCACUAAUCAUUAAACUGAGCAUACUUCCUAUUUGUACUGGCUUUUGUGCUAAAAUUCUAUAAGUACAUGCAGCUAUGUAGUAGGAAUCUGUGAAUUGUACUGACUGAUUAACACAGAAGUGAUUGUUGUAUUUGGAAUAUAAAUUACAUAUUUUGUGCAACCUGAAAAUUCACUGUUAUAAUGAAAGACUGGAUCAGUUUAUAUCAGUUAAUAGGAUGUACAUAUUCAAAGAUUAGUAGUUGUUUUUUAAUCAUUCUGCAGAACUAACAUUGUUUAAUGAAAGUAAUAAUAAAAGAAAUAGAAUC
Propithecus coquereli (Coquerel's sifaka) is the source of this 17275-nucleotide messenger RNA. It is a transcript of the gene ADGRV1, whose product is annotated as adhesion G protein-coupled receptor V1. The transcript is spliced from 82 exons. Gene Ontology annotation, cellular component: membrane. NCBI's taxonomy places the organism in Eukaryota, Metazoa, Chordata, Mammalia, Primates, Indriidae. Gene Ontology annotation, molecular function: G protein-coupled receptor activity. Bases 1 to 16965 code for a protein of 5654 amino acids. Gene Ontology annotation, biological process: cell communication; cell surface receptor signaling pathway; G protein-coupled receptor signaling pathway. The record is from RefSeq and is a predicted model, not a curated record.